Messenger RNA from Helianthus annuus (common sunflower), 1576 nucleotides. RefSeq names its product probable ADP-ribosylation factor GTPase-activating protein AGD15. Gene Ontology annotation, molecular function: GTPase activator activity. NCBI's taxonomy places the organism in Eukaryota, Viridiplantae, Streptophyta, Magnoliopsida, Asterales, Asteraceae. The transcript has 10 exons. The record is from RefSeq and is a predicted model, not a curated record. The coding region runs from base 151 to 1386 and encodes 411 amino acids.
UUUCGUUCUUUUUUAACAAAUUCAAAAAGUCAAAAUCCAAUCAAACAGACAUAUUUCUAAAACCUCCAUAUUCUCUGCAACUUCUUCUUCUUCUUCAUCUUCAAUCUUCAACAAUUUCAUACACAAAUCUACAUACAGAAGUUGUUGAACAUGAACGAGAAAUCACGUGUCACUAAAGGCCUCGAUGAAAAACACCGAAAGAUACUCGAGGGGUUACUUAAAUUACCAGAGAAUCGGGAAUGUGCUGACUGCAAAAGCAAGGGUCCAAGAUGGGCUAGUGUGAAUCUUGGGAUUUUUAUAUGUCUGCAUUGUUCUGGUGUUCAUAGAAGUCUUGGUGUACACAUAUCAAAGGUGAGAUCGGCUACGCUCGAUACAUGGCUACCAGAUCAGAUUGCAUCUAUGCAAGUCGUGGGAAAUAAAAAAUCGAAUCAAUAUUGGGAAGCUUUGUUGCCUCUUAAAUAUGAUAGAGUCGGGAUUGAAAACUUCAUCCGUGCAAAGUAUGUAGACAAAAGAUGGGUUUCCCGAGAGCGAAAAGUUGAAUCUCAUUCGAGUACAACUCGUCAACAGCAUGUCCCGGUUCAUCAACACGGGCCCACGGUCACUGCGGUCAGUACCUCGACUAGGGUCAUCGUUCAUUUGCCCGAGGAAAAACAAAGCCCUCAACUUUACAACGUGAACACAAUUACACCUUCUCUUCCUCCAAGAGUUCUUGAGCAGCAGGUCAUUGUUCAGCCAAAACAAAUCGAACCCGAAUCAAAAACAGUGGAACAUAAAGUUGUACAGGUCAUUGUUCAGCCAAAACAAAUUGAACGCGAAGCAAAAACAGUGGAAAAUAAAGUUGUUGAGAUCGAAUCGGAUAGGAAGGUUGAUGACUAUCAUGCCACUUAUCUAUUUGAUCUUCCACAAGCAAGAAACCAAACAUCCGGUCCAAUGUUACCAGCAGUGGCAGAAGACAAAAACUCAAAUAACAAAAAACAAACGAAAUCUGAAUUUGAGGAUCUAUUUGACGGAUUAGAUUGGGUGACUCCAUCACUCGCCCAACAACCAUGUAAACAAGACAUCAAGAGUCUUCCCGAAAAGCCAACUAUGGUGCCACCAUCUUCCGUCCAGCGACAACUAAUAGUUCAUACUCAACCGCAACCUAAGCUCACGGGUAAUCAUCAAAAUGGCGUGAACGGGUUCGGGUUCGGGUUUGGGUUCCAACGACCUAUUGGGAAUCCCGGAUUAUACACACCAUCAAGCAUGUAUGGUGCAAGUCAGGUUGCCACGAGCAUGAAACCUAUUGGGACAAGUAGACCGUCGAAGGGACCUUUAAGCCUCCCGACUCAGUUAGGAGGCGAAUAUGACUUCUCGUCGUUAACGCAGGGGAUGUUUACCAAGCGGUAAACUACCCUUCUUUAACGACGAUAUUCAUUUAGAAGUAGAAGUUUAUAGUAAUUUUUUUUUUUAAUUUAAAUAAUAGUAUUGGAGUUUUAUAGUUGAACCGGUUUAGCUCUUUUUUUUGCUAUCAUUUAAAUUUGCCAUUUAUUUGUGUUGCUACAAGCGAAAUAAUAAAAAUAUAUCCUAUUUUAUUAAA